Ailuropoda melanoleuca (giant panda) is the source of this 10093-nucleotide messenger RNA. RefSeq names its product contactin associated protein 2 (gene CNTNAP2). The record is from RefSeq and is a predicted model, not a curated record. NCBI's taxonomy places the organism in Eukaryota, Metazoa, Chordata, Mammalia, Carnivora, Ursidae. The transcript has 26 exons. Bases 917 to 5026 code for a protein of 1369 amino acids.
CAAAUCCCCAACUUCAGCACCGCCUCCCGCCUGGGAAGAGGCGCGCACCCCCUUGCUCCGCCCCCGCCCCAGCCGAUGGACCCGGGCCCGUCGGUGCCUCCUGGCUCCGGCUUCCAGGAAGCGAGGGCAGGGCAGAAGGGUUCUGACAGCCGGAGGGGUACGGUAAGGAGGAGGUGGAGGAGGAGCCGGGGUGGGGACUGGAGGGGGCGAGGAGGGAGGGCUUCCCCGCCUCGCCCACCGCCGGGCUGUGCAGGCGCUGCUGGCGGCGGCGGCGUCUCCAGCUCUGUCUGCGGCCGCUGCUGCCGCUGUUGCUGCUCGGGAGCCGCGGAGAUGCCGCCCCGCGCUGCGCCGCGCUGAGGCCGUGCGUGCGCCCGCCCGCCCGCGGGGCUGCGUGCUGCCUGCGCACCAGCUCUCGGUGUGAGCCGACAGGCGACUGGAAGCCCCUCCGAGUCACGCCGCCCGGCGGCGCGGGGAGCGCUCGCCCGCACUGCCACGGGCAGCACUGCCGUGCCCGGCGCUCUCCCUCUGCCUUUGCAUCCCCCGCUCCUCUGAUCUGCGUCCACGUCCUGUGGUGAAUUUUUUUUUUCCCUCCCGAGAGAGAGAGGGCGGGGUAGGUCCCCUCCUCUGCUCCCCCUCCCUUUCCUUCUUGGUUUGAAUUCUUCCCCCUGGCAUUUCACUGGCUCCCGGAGCGAGAGGCAGGAGCCGCACGGAGGGAAGAGGAAGGCUGCGCCUCCCCCGCGGCUCCCAGCCCGGCAGAACUGGAGUCUGCAGGGGUGCGGGGAGCAGAGGACGCAGCGGGAGGGGCCCGGCUCUCUCCCGCGCUGAGGACAGCCCACCUCCCCGGGAGAAGCCCACGGAGAGACGCACGGCGUCUCGGCAACGAGCUUUCCGAGUCCCGCGAGCCGGCAAGCCGAGGAUGGUGGUGGCUCCGCGAGCCGGCUGCGGGGCAGCGCUGUCGCUCUGGAUUGUCAGCAGCCUCCUCUGCAGAGCCUGGACGGCCCCGGCCACGUCCCAAAAAUGUGAUGAGCCACUUGUGUCUGGACUCCCCCAUGUAGCUUUCAGCAGCUCAUCCUCCAUGUCUGGGAGCUAUUCUCCGGGCUAUGCCAAGAUCAACAAGCGAGGGGGUGCUGGGGGACGGUCUCCAUCCGACAGUGACCAUUAUCAAUGGCUUCAGGUUGACUUUGGAAAUCGGAAGCAGAUCAGUGCCAUUGCAACCCAAGGGAGAUACAGCAGCUCAGACUGGGUGACCCAAUACCGUAUGCUGUACAGUGACACUGGGAGAAAUUGGAAACCCUAUCAUCAGGACGGGAACAUCUGGGCAUUUCCUGGGAACAUCAACUCUGAUAGUGUGGUUCGGCAUGAUUUACAGCAUCCCGUUAUUGCCCGCUAUGUGCGCAUAGUGCCUCUGGACUGGAACGGAGAAGGCCGCAUUGGGCUCCGAAUUGAAGUCUAUGGCUGUUCUUACUCAUUUUUAAGUCUCUUGCUUGGCUACAAAUUUCAGGAUUUAUGCAAGAAGUUUUUGGAGGGAAGUAACCAGCUUGGCCCCAUCUAUGGCCACACGUCUGUGAUGACCGGAAGUCUGCUGGAUGAUCACCACUGGCACUCUGUGGUCAUUGAGCGCCAGGGCCGGAGCAUUAACCUCACCCUGGACAGGGGCAUGCAGCACUUCCGCACCAAUGGAGAGUUCGACUACCUGGAUCUGGACUACGAGAUAACCUUCGGAGGCAUACCUUUUUCUGGGAAGCCAAGUUCCAGCAGUAGAAAGAACUUCAAAGGCUGCAUGGAAAGCAUUAAUUACAAUGGUAUCAAUAUAACUGAUCUUGCGAGAAGGAAGAAACUAGAGCCCUCAAAUGUGGGAAAUUUGAGUUUCUCGUGCGUGGAGCCCUACACAGUGCCUGUCUUUUUCAAUGCUACCAGUUACCUGGAGGUGCCAGGACGGCCUAACCAGGACCUGUUUUCAGUCAGUUUCCAGUUCAGGACUUGGAACCCAAACGGUCUCCUGCUUUUCAGUCAGUUUGCAGAUAAUUUGGGCAAUGUGGAGAUUGACCUCACUGAAAGCAAAGUUGGUGUUCACAUCAAUGUCACGCAGACCAAGAUGAGCCAAAUAGAUAUUUCCUCAGGUUCUGGGUUGAAUGACGGACAGUGGCAUGAGGUUCGUUUCCUAGCUAAGGAAAAUUUUGCCAUUCUCACCAUCGAUGGAGAUGAGCCUUCAGCUGUUCGAACUAAUAGUCCUCUUCAAGUUAAAACUGGCGAGAAGUACUUUUUUGGAGGGUUUCUGAACCAGAUGAAUAACUCCAGUCAUUCUGUCCUUCAGCCUUCAUUUCAAGGAUGCAUGCAGCUCAUCCAAGUGGAUGACCAACUGGUAAAUUUAUACGAAGUGGCGCAGAGGAGGCCAGGGAGUUUUGCGAAUGUCAGCAUCGACAUGUGUGCCAUUAUAGACAGGAUAGUUUCUAUUCAGUGGAUCUGUAGUGAGGACAGAGUUUCUACAUUUUUCUCAAGUUCCAAGAUGAUGUUGAUGCUGCUGGUUCAUGAGCCACACCUCGAGUAUGACAAAGACGUGGGCUCUGCAUCUUGGCUCCCAGGUGUGCGGAAAAUGCAGCUCGGGUGCUGCUACCGCCAGAGCCGGAAUGCUNCUUUGAGCUGCUACCGCCAGAGCUGGAGCCGGAACCUUGAGCUUAGCAAAGCAGAUGUUCAUUAUGAGGGAUAUCAUGGGCCCACAACUGUAGUCGCCAUUGGUGUGAUCAUGGAGCUCCACUCCCUGGGUGUCCUUCUCACUCUUCUAUCAGACCUGCUCUCAGGAGAGCACCGGGUAUCUGUCCAGUGCUCGCAGGUGAACGGAGUCAGGAAGAGGGGGAACGUGAUGGGCCUCACAUUCAGUGCUGUGAACGUUAGCAUCAACCAGAGACACAAGCUGUUCUCUGUGUAUAAGGACAAAGUGUGGACCAUAGUGUCUCACGAUCUGCAGAUGCAGACCACGGUGGUGGGCUACAGCCCAGAAAAGUACUCUGUGACGCAGCUCGUGUACAGCGCCUCCAUGGACCAGAUCAGCGCCGUCACCAGCAGCGCCGAGCACUGUGAGCAGUAUGUCUCCUACUUCUGCAAGAUGUCGAGGCUGUUGAACACCCCAGAUGGAAGCCCUUAUACUUGGUGGGUCGGCAAAGCCAAUGAGAAGCAUUACUACUGGGGUGGCUCCGGGCCGGGAAUUCAGAAGUGCGCCUGCGGCAUCGAGCGAAACUGCACGGACCCCAAAUACUACUGUAACUGUGAUGCGGAUUACAAGCAGUGGAGGAAGGACGCUGGCUUCUUAUCCUACAAAGACCACCUGCCAGUAAGCCAGGUGGUAGUUGGAGAUACUGACCGGCAAGGCUCAGAAGCCAAACUGAGCGUGGGCCCCCUGCGCUGCCAAGGAGACAGGAAUUAUUGGAAUGCUGCCUCUUUCCCUAACCCAUCAUCCUACCUGCACUUUUCUACUUUCCAAGGGGAAACUAGUGCCGACAUUUCUUUCUACUUCAAAACAUUAAUCCCCCGAGGAGUGUUUCUGGAAAAUCUGGGCAACACAGAUUUCAUCAAACUCGAGCUAAAAUCUGCCACUGAAGUGUCCUUUUCGUUUGAUGUUGGGAAUGGGCCGGUGGAGAUUGUGGUGAGGUCGCCCUCCCCUCUCAAUGAUGACCAGUGGCACCGGGUCACCGCGGAGAGGAAUGUCAAGCAAGCGAGUUUACAAGUGGAUCGGCUGCCACAGCAGAUCCGCAAGGCACCCACGGAAGGUCACACCCGCCUGGAGCUCUACAGCCAGCUCUUUGUUGGUGGUGCUGGGGGCCAGCAGGGCUUCUUGGGCUGCAUCCGCUCCCUGAGGAUGAACGGGGUGACGCUGGACCUGGAGGAGAGAGCGAAAGUCACGUCCGGGUUCAAAUCCGGGUGCUCAGGCCACUGCACCAGCUACGGGGCCAACUGUGAGAACGGAGGCAAGUGUCUAGAGAAGUACCACGGCUACUCCUGUGACUGCUCGCACACGGCCUACGAUGGCACAUUCUGCAACAAGGAUGUUGGCGCAUUUUUUGAAGAGGGGAUGUGGCUACGGUACAACUUCCAGGCACCGGGGGUCAGUGGCAAAGAAUCAGGCAGCAGGUCAGACAGCCCCCCUGAUCAGCAGAGCACCCCUCCCGACCUGGCCCAUGAGGGGAUCCAUUUCAGCUUCAGCACCUCCAAGGCGCCCUGCAUUCUCCUCUACGUCAGCUCCUUCACGACAGACUUCUUGGCAGUUCUCAUCAAACCCGCCGGAAGCUUACAGAUUCGGUACAACCUGGGCGGCACCAGGGAGCCCUAUAACAUUGAUGUAGAUCACAGGAACAUGGCCAAUGGACAGCCCCACAUUGUUAACAUCACCCGGCACGAGAGGACCGUAAUUCUCAAGCUUGAUCAUUAUCCUUCUGUGAGUUACCAUCUGCCGAGCUCGUCUGACACACUGUUCAAUUCUCCCAAGUCGCUCUUUCUAGGAAGAGUUAUAGAAACGGGGAAGAUUGACCAAGAGAUUCACAAAUACAACACCCCGGGAUUCACUGGGUGCCUCUCCAGAGUCCAGUUCAACCAGAUUGCGCCUCUCAAGGCGGCCUUGAGACAGACGAACGCCUCGGCUCACGUGCACAUUCAGGGCGAGCUGGUGGAGUCCAACUGCGGCGCCUCCCCGCUGACCCUGUCCCCCAUGUCGUCCGCCACAGACCCCUGGCACUUAGAUCACUUGGAUUCAGCCAGUGCUGAUUUUCCGUAUAAUCCAGGACAAGGCCAAGCUAUAAGAAAUGGAGUCAACAGAAACUCGGCUAUCAUUGGAGGCGUCAUCGCUGUGGUGAUUUUCACCAUUCUCUGCACCUUGGUCUUCCUCAUCCGCUACAUGUUCCGCCACAAGGGCACCUACCACACCAACGAGGCAAAGGGAGCAGAGUCAGCAGAGAGCGCCGAUGCUGCCAUCAUGAACAACGACCCCAAUUUCACAGAGACCAUUGACGAGAGCAAAAAGGAAUGGCUCAUCUGAGGGGUGGCUAUUUGGCUGUGGGGGAGGGAGGGGCGAGUUACUAGGGAGGAGGGAAAGGGACAAAAGCACCCUACUUCAUACUCUGGAGCACAUCCUUAAAAUAUCAGCACAAGUUGGGGGAGGCAAGCAACAGAAAAUUCUGGAGAUGAAUUGCCACCAAAAAAAAAAAUACUUUUUAAUAUUUCUUUAUAGCUGAGUUUCCCCUUCUGUAUCAACUCAAAAUAACAUAAAAAAUGCUUUUAGAGUUUAAGAAAUGGUUGAAAUUUGUAGGUAAUACCGUCUUAUUUUGUGUGUGUUUAGAGGUGUUCUAAAAACCCAUGGUAACAGGGCAAGUUUUCUACAUUUUUAAGAGCCCUUAGAAUGUGGAUAUUUUUUCUUGAGAAAAGCUGAUGCACACGGCCUCCAGCAUUCUCUUCCUUUUGCAUAUAGUCAAUUUUUAAUGGGCUAUCUUAGUAACUAGUUCGUGUUCAUACAGUAUUUCUUUUGGUGUCCUGUAAAUUGAAAAAGGAAAGGAAGGGAAGAAGAGAAGCUAUUAUUUGCCACUUCUUAAAGAGCCCUCAGUCUGUGCCGGUUCUCUGAGAGUUCCCGCCUGAAGCAGUUAAAGGAAGAGAGCAUGUGGCCCCUGCUGUGUGACAACAGAACCAGCACAACGGAGAGAAGCAUUAAGAACCUUGGGAAGUCAUUUUAUAUUGGGAUUGUUGGUUUGCUCUUUCAUCAAAUUCUACAGGCUAGUACUGUUCCUCGUGCGUAGUCCUAGACCUAUUCACUCUCUGUGACUGUCAGCUAUAAUCCAGUGGUGAUCAGCUGUUACAAAAGGUUUCUCCUCUGCUUUACCUGCAACAUGUUCGGUUACAUUGUAUGGGGGGGGAAGCACCUCAAUGGGGAAUUAGAGCCAGAUGUUAUGAUUUGUUUGCUCUGUUUCUUUUAUAGUUGUAGCAAGAGUAUGGACACUCUCUAGUGAAUGCAUAAAUUAGGUUGCUCUUCUUAAUUUGCUUUAAAUCUCUAGUUUUGAAGCCCCUGUGACAAAAUCCUAGUAGACCAGGUCCUCUGAAUGGACAUACCACAAUAAAGCCAAGUUAUGCUUGCUACCAUUAUUGCUUUACUCGGAAUCGUAUGGAAAACACUGCCAUACUUUACAUCAUCUCCAUGUGCUACUGUCCCAUCCUGAGUAGACACACGGCACACUGCCGCGACGCAGGCACGACUGUGACAGAUACGUUUCAGCCUCAGGUUCAUCACAAACCCGAGAACUGAUUGUUGCUUCUCAGUGAGUGGACGCACGUAGCUGGCCACACCUCAGUCUGAUCGGGAAUCUUGACCAUUAGCUCCUUGAUUUUAUUUAAAAAUGAUACUUUGUGUAUGAACAAAUGGGACAAAUCUCCUAUUGGAGCAUCCAAAAAAAUAAUUUCAUUUAUUUAUUUGUAAAAAUUACACAGAAGUUAUUUCUAGAAUGACUACCAUUUAUGAUCAUUAUAGUUCAGGCUCUUAAUAAGUACUUUAAAAAUUUUUUUUUCAGACUCCCAACAUUUUGAGGAAUUAAAAAGGAUCCCUUUUUUCCUUCUUCUUCUGGAAGGGGGUAAGAUGAGGUCAAAAAGGUAUUGUUGCUCUUUUUCUGACAGUGUGCCUCAAUGAUGAGGAAAUUCUAGUUUGUUAGGCUUAUGUAUACAUAUUUUUCAAAAUUCUCGGUAUGCCUAACUUAUUGGGGGAUCUCAGCUUCUUGGGUGAUGAAAAAUAUUAUCUAGAGUUGCCAAUGGCAUGUUGUACCAGUACGUGAGACACAUUCCAAAGGAGACACUGAACCAGUUAAUUCCCAUUAGAGUCAAGGUAACAGAACUGAAGGGAAUCCCCUUUUACAGUUGCCGACCUCAGCCACCAUCAUGAACACCCUUAACUUGAAAAGGUCUUGAUCAUUAUUCCGUAAUACACAUUGUUAAAUGAGAAGUAUGUGGUAUGACUAAACAGCUGAACAAUGUAACAUUUACGAAUGACAUAUUCAAAACAAAGGCUAUUUAUUUAACCAAGAUGACUACCAUGAAGGCUUCUUUCAUGUGUUGUCAAAUUACAGAAGCAAAUUUUAAGCAUUAUGUUUAGUAGGAAUGUUUCUGAUUUUUCAAACCCAUUUUAUAGGAAUUACUUUUACACUUAACCAAUAAUGCCAGAUGAAAAUUGAUUACUUCAUGCAUUUCCCAUGAUAGCUUUAAUCUUUAUGCAUUGUCUCUGCACUUUCCCUUUCUUCCCAAAGUGAUUAAGGGGUCGAAAUGAUCAAAAAUAGCCCCUGACACUAAAAUGUUCUCACCCUUUCUGUUCUCUCUCUUCUCCCCAUUUUCCUGCCACAAAAGGUGAAAAAUAAAACCCAACACUACUCUCACCAAAUUUGCAAACCCAGGGCACUGGAACGACUAGAGGGAUCAGUGGGUCUCCCAUGUCACCCUCAUUAAGACUUACGUAGGACACAGUCCCUGCCCUUUAGGGGGUUACAGUCUGGCCAGCAGAUAAGACACCAAAAGGUGGUGGAUAAGGUAUUAAGUAACUAAGUUAAGUGCCAAGUGAGUGCUACAAGUCCUCGGCUUCUCUUUGGAACUGUGCUCUUCACCAAAAGUCCUAAGUGUCUCUGUGAAGGCCAUAUCCAGUACAUUCUAAAUGGUAAAUAAUUUAUGUGAAGAUAAGGAAGCAUCUCUUUUUUCCAGCUCCUUCCCUUGAAAGCUCAGCACAGUGCAGCCUGGACCGCCAUGACAUUGUGACCCAAAGCAAGAUUUGUCAAUCAGCCCACACAAUCUUGAGCUCUUCUAUCCCAGGACAUGAUCAGUCGAGUCCAAAGAGGCUGGUGGUGGCCUCUUUAAAUAAUAAGAACAGACUAAACAUAAACCAAAAAAGAAAAAUUUUUAGAAACAAGAGGCUUCUGUAAAGUUUCAGGAGAAGCUGGUGGCUGACCAAGUGUGGUUGGUGCAGGAGGCAUCCUCUGUGUAUAAAGCGUCUAGGUUUUGGGAAGGUGGGAGCAGGGCUUUGAAAGCAAGAUCAGUGCCAUUCUCAGCUCUCAAAAUAACGUGUUCCCCAGCGCCCAAGGAAACUAGCUGAGGAGGUAAGAAAUUAUAUUUCAAGUUCUGCUCUGAACCUUCUUAAUCCAGAAGGCUAUGUUUCCCCUUGUGACUUUCAACCAACUGCUCAAAAAAAAAAAAAAAAAAAAAAAGAGAGAGAGAGAGAGAUACUUGUUCUGUGGAAGUUUUUAUUAAGAAGCUAGAAACAAGGGUUCGGAGUGCCUUUGUUGGACAAUUUCCUACUGGCCUGCGUUUGCUAAACAAGCAUCCUUUAAUAACAGGAGCAGGGAUUCAGAGGCACAGGAAAAAGAAUUGGCAUGAGCCAAAGAGGAGAUCUUAGGUUAUUGCCGAGUGCCUGUGGAGCAGCCCCCAGAACCCAGCAGAAAGCUGGGCACCAAGACAAACCAUAGGAAGAAUCUACAGACAAAGUAGCUACCAGAUAUGAAAAUGCGGUGUCAGUGUUUGUCCAGGAGAAACUUUUAUUUCCUUCUGUAACAGGAUCUGUUCUUUUCAAUCCUCCCCUUUGCUCUUUUUCUCCCUUCCUUUCUUGUAUGGUGUAAACAUUUUAAUGGUCCCUUCGUGCCUCCACACGGUAAGCACCUGAUUUAAGACUCUUAAUAUUGUUUCCUUUUCAUCAUCCCGUCAACCGGUUUUCAAAAAGAGAGGCAGCAGUUAUUACACUGAAUUCCAGUUAGGCAGCCAAAAUAGGCCCUACGUUACUAGGGCCAGUAGAACGAACUCAUCCUGAAACAGAGGAGAAACAAACAGCAUGUCUAGCUGACUUGGGCUAAAAACAAUGGGCGCCAUGUUUAAAGCGAUGUCUUGGUGAUGGUGGACCCUGAGAAUCAGCUGAUAGAGUCCUAACCCUUUCUCUCUCCCUGACUUGCUACGUGACCUUGGUCAAGCCACUGAACCUCGGUCCCUCUUUGCCCUGUAUUGAAGAUACAGUUGUUUCGCCUACUUAAUAAGACAAAUUGUGAAGUGCCAUUGCUUCUUGACGGCAGGAGACUUUGACCCCCACAUAUAAAGGCCCAAGUCAGUGGAGCCUACUUGAAGACUUACUUUCUGGCCUGUGGUUCUUAGUCCCACUGAAGAAACAACGUGGCCACAUCUGGGAGUGUGCAUAUAUAGGAUGCAAUUGCUGUACAACUGUUCAGUUAUUAAUCCAGGAGAUGCCCAAGAGCUAACCUGUCAACCCUGGGAGAUGCGACAGCCAAAGGCCAGAGAAAUCAGAACUUCCUGUGCGCAAAGUCCCAAGUUUCCACCCAGAUGUGACUGGCAGCUUACACACGCCGCUGGAGCCGCCGGGCCGGCUCACACAUAAGACAACACGAGAAACAAAUACGAUUAUUUUGCAUAGCCUAGUGGCACCAUCCCUACGCCACACAUACCCUGCACGAUAAUGUUGGUGACUGUAGACUAGAUUUCUUUCAUAGCAGUAUUUUCUGGAUACUGGUGGUACGUAAAACUCAUUGUCAAUGAAAUAGGGAAACCAUAUUAAAAAGUUGAUUGUCUCCCGUGGAGCGAAGACUGGCAGAAGGUAGUAAAGAAACUGAGUACACGGGAACUCAUAUCCAACACACAUUUACAAGUUCACUUUCAGAUGAAAAUGUGCUUCCAGAGUGGGUUUACGAAGAUAGUCUGCAACGUUUCCAAGGCUCGGUUUAUUUUAAAUAGCAACUGCUGGGUUCUAACGUGGCUAUGAAGACAUCCCCUCAAGCAGGCCAAGAAACCAUUCGGAUGUUACUGAUUCUAAGUUCACUUGGGUUUUUACGUUUUUUUCAGUGAGCAUGGUGACUGCGGAGGUCAGGGUCAGGGAAAGCUGGGCUAAGUACUCUUUCUGUAAAGUCGAUUAGGACUCCACCCUGUGAAAUGACACAAAGUUCACUCUCUAAAAGCAACAGCAUGUAACAGAAUGGAAGAAGGAAACUGUGUAUGUAUGCCUAAUAUUCUUUGUGAAUGUCUUUCAUUUAACUGAAAUUAUAUUAGAAACCAGAUUGAUAAAUAAAAAAUCCAAAAUAGUUUUAAUUAU